AUGGAUAUCACCUUAACCUCUGAGAACAUCAUCGAGCAUGCCCAACAUGUUCUAUGUCUAAUCGCUUGUGAAUGGGGGGGAUGUGAGGCAAAGUUGAACAGCUGGCGACAGCUACAGGAGCAUCUCAAGAUGCACUGUCGAAACCAGCAGGCUAAAGGCACAUAUGAUUGUCAUUUCCACAGAUGUGCUGGUCGCAUUCACACAUCCUUUGUUGACCUUUGGGAGCAUGUCCAGCUCAGCCAUCUGUCUCGUAUUACAUUAAUUUGCCCCAUCUCUGGUUGCCCUCACACCUUCAGUGGCCACCGAUUAUCACUCGUACCACACAUUCAAGAUAUUCACAUGGAGCUGGUUGGCAGACCGAUUGCAGAAAUCACUGGCAGGCUAAGGCCGACAUACAGGCCAUUUAGCCCAGUGCUUCGCAACCUGCCACCACUCCCCUCAAACAAUGCACCCAUCUACAUGGUGACAGCCUUGCCCAUGAGCAAAGCCAGCCAUCCUCGAGGUCAGAGGUCAGAGAUGUUGUCUCAGUUCACCCGAGGGUCAAGGAGGAUGAGCCGGAAGGAGCUGGAGGAAGAGGAGGAUGCUCAGCCAUUCAGUGACCUUCCCAACCCUGACAUGGAAGCAAUCAAUUUGUCUGGCAAGCUGAUCCUUCAGCCCAGAUCAGAGCAGCCAUGGCUGCAGCUAUCUCGGCCAUACAGCAUGGGCCUCUCAUCUCGAGUCGAGGGGACAAAGCCUCCAGUCAGCAUUAGCUACAGGGCUUUCUGCACCAAGUUCCAUGGGCUGGAAGAGGCAGCACUCAUCAACGGCACAGGAGAGUGGCCUGAUGCAGAGGAAGAAGGGCAGUAG
Messenger RNA from Laetiporus sulphureus 93-53, 846 nucleotides. RefSeq lists its product as uncharacterized. The record is from RefSeq and is a predicted model, not a curated record. The transcript has 4 exons. The coding region runs from base 1 to 846 and encodes 281 amino acids. NCBI's taxonomy places the organism in Eukaryota, Fungi, Basidiomycota, Agaricomycetes, Polyporales, Laetiporaceae.